Ylistrum balloti is the source of this 3248-nucleotide messenger RNA. RefSeq lists its product as uncharacterized. The transcript is spliced from 4 exons. The record is from RefSeq and is a predicted model, not a curated record. NCBI's taxonomy places the organism in Eukaryota, Metazoa, Mollusca, Bivalvia, Pectinida, Pectinidae. Bases 1 to 471 code for a protein of 156 amino acids.
AUGAGUUUUCUUUGUUAUGACAGACGUAAGCUGCUGAAGCAGCUCCACCCAAACAAGCGCCAGCUGCGUAUGUGGGAUCCUGAGGUAAUCGCCAUGAAGCAAGAGUCACUUGUCCGACAGGUCUAUGGAGAAAAUCUCCCAGCUCCAUUUUGGCAUCCGAUUCCCAAACGUCCAAUUAGGCCGUACUACACACGAUGGGUUCCGUCUGCUGCAGCAACAUCCUACAACUUUGCUGUGGAUAGAUACCACCCAUUGAUGGCAAAGAAGGGCUAUCUACCAACUCCUUUCUUGGACAUGAUGGGACAUCCAAGGGACUUCAACUGGGGCCCAAUGGAGGAUGAAGAAUUCAAUGAGAACUUACGCUAUAUGAGAGUACCAAGCACAGCUAGAGCGAGGCAGUAUUCCUACCACAUGAGUCGAACCAACACCACCUCUGGAACACUUCCCACACGUACCUCCAACAAAAUGUAAACGACGCCACAUCAGGAAAAUUUUAUGACACGUACCUCCAACAAAAUCGAAAUGUAAACACCACACAACAGAAACACUUCCGACAUGUACCUCAGACAAGAUGUAAACAACACCACCUCAGGAACACUUCUGACACAUACCUCAGACAAGAUGUAAACAACACCACCUCAGGAACACUUCUGACACGUACCUCAGACAAGAUGUAAACAACUCCACAACAGAAACACUUCUGACACAUACCUCAGACAAGAUAUAAACAACACCACCUCAGGAACACUUCUGACACGUACCUCAGACAAGAUGUAAACAACUCCACAACAGAAACACUUCUGACACAUACCUCAGACAAGAUAUAAACAACACCACCUCAGGAAUACUUCUGACACGUUCCUCAGACAAGAUAUAAACAACACCACCUCAGGAACACUUCUGACACGUUCCUCAGACAAGAUAUAAACAACACCACCUCAGGAAUACUUCUGACACGUUCCUCAGACAAGAUGUAAACAACACCACCUCAGGAACACUUCUGAAAGAUAUCACCAACAACACUUCAAAUCAAUUGAUGUAAUCUAACCAGAAACGAUUGCUGCAAUGGAAGCAAGUGUAUUAAUCACACAGUCGACACUCUGAUAAGUAGCUGCUAUCAUAGAAUAAAUUUAGUGAGUAAAAGUGUAUUGCUCUGGCACUCUAAAUAUACUGAAUUUGGCUCAAAAACUUUUUAAUUGUUAUCAAUUUUUAGUAAAAAAAACAGCAUGAUAAUAAUAAUUUAUAAACAAUACAAAAAUUUACAAUGAGCACUAUCAUGUUUCAGCACAAUAAUAUCAGUGUUGAAAAUAAUAUCCCGCUUAAAAUAUGUGUGUUUACAGUGAACAAUUUACAAUAAUUUGAAGAUAUUUCACAGUAAUUUUCAGAAAUUUGUAGACAUUUUACUGUAAUUUACAGACAUUUUACAGUAACUUGCAAACAUUAAGAGUAAUUAAUUGACAUUUUCAGAAAUUUAUAGGCAUUCUACAGUAAUUUCCAGAUAUUCUUGACACCUGCUAGUAGAUUUUACUUCAGCAUUGCCUUUCUUCUAGGAAAUCAUCAGAUAAUAUCAGGUUUGGAUUGAAAUAUUUUCAUUGCUGGAAAAGUAUACCAUGUGUAAAUAUUUCUAAAGUAAUUGUCCGAGAUAUUUCAGAAAAUAUCAGGUAAAUAUAUUUACAUAUUAUGUUUCAGAAAGAAUUUGUUAACUGUUCUGUGUGAAGAUGAAAGUGCUUUAACCAUGUACUUGUAAAAAUUAGAAAUAUAGUAUUGUGCCAUGUGUUUGCCAAAUAUCUGGAUAGAUUUUUGAUGCAAAAUAUUGCAUUUUCUUUAAAACAUGAAAAGGGGAACAAUUUGAUUACAUAAGUGUCAGGGAAACCUCUUCCCUGAUAGAUAUUGUCGUAUGACGAGCAUAUUAACCUCUCCCUGAUAUAUAUUGUCGCAUGACAAGUGUAUCAACCUCUCCCCUGAUAUAUAGUGUCGUAUGACAAGCAUAUCAACCUCUCCCCUGAUAUAUAGUGUCGUAUGACGAGCGUAUCAACCACGUCCCUGAUAUAUAUUGUCGUAUGACAAUCAAAUGUUUGAAAAACAAAGACUAUUUAGUAAACAGAGGCCUCUGACAACUGAUUUAAGACAGGUAGAUAAGUGUGACAUGUAAAGAAUAUGUGAAAAUCUGUUAUAUUUUAGGCGAGAUUGAAGACUUUAACAAUUUUAUUCUUUACAGUGCAGGAGAGGAAUUUUUUCACCCCACAAUACCUGGUACCUGUUCUUUUAUGUGUUUGUAUGAUUUUCUCGUUAACUUACCUGUUGUGUUAUGGACAACUACUCAACCUCUUUUAGUAGAAUGAUGUCAACCAGUUUUAGAUAUUACUUAUUUUGGUAUUUUCUUCCACUUAGAAUGUCCUAAUAAUAAAGCCAUUUGAUUCUCAGUGAUACACCCAUCAAAACUUUGACAGGACAUGUGUUCGCUGGUCAGACAUCAUUUUUUUUGCCCAUGAACCUCCUCUUUUCAAAUUUAGCAAGCUUUAUUACCAUCAUGUAAAGCUGUUUUUUUAAUGGCAUUUUGAUUCAUCAUUUUUUGGAAGUUAUUGCCCUUUGUUUUUAUUUUUCAUCAUUUUAAUCUUUUAACUAUGUAGGCAUUUUCAUGUUGUGGUUAAAAAUGUUAUCGUUUGUGAAAAGAUUUAACAUAAGAUUGUAUUUCUCGUCGUCAUCAGAAUUUUCUUGUACUUGUACAAACAGUCUGAUAUUCUAAAGGCAAAGUAAGAUAUAUACUGUAUUCAAACAGAUUCUGGAUGAGAAUAAUUUUAUAUAAAGAACUGAAAUUGGAAAUAUGAAUUGUUGUAAAUAUUUUAUUUUCAUGAAAAGUUAUGCUUUAUUUUAGGAUGACUUUCCGUCUGAUAAAUUGUUACAUAUGAUAUAUGUAUGUACAGUCAAUCAUUUUGUGUUACUAGUAUUUGCACAAUGCUUGAAUCCGUCCAUUUUGUACAAUCUGAUCAGCUAACUGUGAUAAUUGUUUUUUUGACUCUUGCACCCCUCUUUUACAUUGGAACAAUCUUCAAUGGAAGAGUCUAGUGUGGAUUGGGAGGAUGAGCAGGUUAAAUUGAUGCGAGUUUAAAAAUUGAAUGUAUCUAUUGCUAGGUUGAUGUUUCUAAAUAUGAAAUUAUUGAAAAAAAUUAGGAAAAAAAUAUUAAAAUAUUGUCAAUAAAUUUCUGUUGUCUUAAAAGAUAUGUUAUAAAAUAGAGAUAUUUAUUGAA